AUGAUGGACGAAAUAGACUUUGAGCUCUGCCUGAAUGUAGAUCAAGUGACGACUGCCUUCGGCCGUGAGAAGAGAAAUCGUUACCCUAUACACAAUAAUACAAACAGCACUACAUCACGAAUUCGAACAUACGAGGAGCUCAGAGAUAGCACUGCAGAUGAGAGCGCGAUAACCCCUAUUCCACCGGCCAAGCGAGCGAGGAUAUCGCAAUCCGAAGUUUCCUACCAGACACAAUUCGCGAACGCAAGUCAUCAGGGCACAGGGAUGCUGCUGGGUUCUAGUCAGGUUUUCAAUCAUCAUACCGGUUUCUUCAACUUUCAAAGCUAUCAGCAAGGUCCUGUCGAUGCGAACGGCGUCUUGCCUGCUGUGCCUCGCCGAGCUAUGAGCGAAGAGACGGACAUAGACAUGAUGUAUAUGGGGAGUGAAACGGAGACAGAGGUUGAGACAGAGGCGCCUCCUGAGAGGUUCCAUGGUCAGUGCCCGAUUCAUUCGUUUAGUACUUGGUCAAAUCCAGCUUUUAGUGGAGGGCUUGGAAACUUCCCUUCGCAGCGCAACAAUUCGACAAACAUGUUUCCCAUCUACGAGGAUCCGGUGGAUAUGGAGAUUGAGGGUGUCUUCUGCGGAGAGGAUUGGUACUCCUCUCCCGACGAAGACAAGGAAAAUGUUGAGAAUGGCCAUGAGCAGGGUAGUCAAUCAAUCAAUCAAUCAAAGUUCUAUUAA
This is a messenger RNA of Aspergillus viridinutans, 720 nucleotides long. RefSeq lists its product as uncharacterized. The transcript has 2 exons. NCBI's taxonomy places the organism in Eukaryota, Fungi, Ascomycota, Eurotiomycetes, Eurotiales, Aspergillaceae. Bases 1 to 720 code for a protein of 239 amino acids. The record is from RefSeq and is a predicted model, not a curated record.